AUGGUCCCAAUCCUCUGGGUCUUCUCUUUAGAUGCCGCUGCCCGGCGUCAAAUUUACUCGGCCUCUGAUAUCCUGGAUCGACUGCAGGCCAAGCUGGAUCUGGAGCUGCGGCGCGCUUUUCCCAUGAAGAUACUUUGCCAGAGGCUGGCCACGGAAUUGAUUGAGCAUGGCAACGUUGCAGCCCGGCCCCUGCCCAUUCGCCGACCACAGCAUGCCUCUGUCUCCAAUCGCCUCAUGCCCUACGAUAUUGUUCAAUGGGAACCCGUGGCCCAAAUGUCAACCGCUGGCCGCAGUGAGACACAGCGGCGUGCCAUGCAAGAGCUCAAUGCAAGCAUGCUGCACGUGCCUGUCGUGCCUGCUGUCCCCUCCUCACCCAACCUACCAGCUACACGUCGUAGCUCUGGCUACAAGCGCAGUCGCGUGCGCACGCGGCUCACACGACCCAAGGAGGUGGCGCGUGGUAUUGUUGCGCGCACCCGCGAGACACUUUUGGAACGAUUGGCGGGCAAUCCGCAUGCUGCCAGAGCCUUGUCCUCUGAUAGUUUGGCUGCAGCCGGCGAGCCGGAGAUGGCCACCCCGUUCCCCACCUCAGACCACGCCCUGCGUCGUGCUUUCUCUUUGGGGGACCUUCAGCCCGAGGCCAGCGAGUUGGCAAAAAAUCUGCGAGCAGUACGCUCUUUGGUUCAUCAGCGUUUGUUUCUGGCCACCUAUGCUAGAGCCUCGAGUGGGCACGGGUCACCUCGACCGCAUUCUGUUCAUGGGUUUCGCGUUCUACCGGACGAGCCCCAUAAUCACCUUUAUUCACAGCCCAACAACUACAUGCCUUCAGCGGAGGAAGUCCGGACCAUGGGUCCGCAGCGCCUCAUUGCCAAAAUCCAGGAAGAGCAGUCAGCCCAGUUUGCUCUGCGUGCCAAAAUGAAAUCAACGAGAGAACACAUGGCAGACAUGGAGGCUGCUCAUCUAGAGCUCAUGCGCUACAGAAACAGUCAGCCACAUGCCAACGAGGAGGGCUCGUUGGAUCCCUUGCUCAUGUCUACGCUUCGUGUCGAGCGCACCGAGUACACAAAUCCGGCCAAACCGCCUAGCGUCUCGGCAGGGUCAUUGGGAGGACAAUAUUUAAAGCACGAUGUUCCACGUGGGGCUCAUGUCCAAGCCUAUAUUCAACAAGGUAAAUUGGAUCAAGACUUGGACUUUCAGUACAGGAGCACCCACCCUCGGCUCUACGAUCGUGAACCGGCGGAGCUGGUCACCAUGCGGCCCAUGCCGCCACUCUGGUCCCGCUACCAGCACGAGGCUCGCUGCGAUUUGCGUGCUCCCCAUUCUCAGCUUGCGCGCCACGACCUUGAACAACUGGAUUCUUCCCUCAUGAAAACAGCCGAGUUGCGCAAGGUUGUUGAUAAUUUGGCAGCGUUUCACGGCGUCGACAAUCUGCUCGAUGCUAAACUUAGUUCUGACCACACUCAAGGUGUGGUGCCUCUUGAGGAAAGCGCGGCACUCGAGGCCACUUUACAACCGUGGCGAUCUGCAACAGCAUGGAAGCAAAUCAAUACAUCACUUGUGCCUGUGGCAACAGAUUCGAUUGCGCCUCCUCCUGUGGUGGCCACUGAGGGAUCGACACCCAAGGUCGUGCGAACUUACGCCACUCGGCCCACCAAACCACUUCAAGAAUCAACAGUGCCAGAAGUAGCCAAGGCGGCACGCGAAUAUCGCACCUGGGAGCGUUGGUGGUCCACCCAUUUUUCGCUCAAAGACUUUACCGAGUUUGCAUCGGAGCAGCCACUUGACUUUUUGGACGUUGGAUUGGGACUUCGGGUGCCGGACGAUAGCGCCAAUGUGGACGAGGAGGAGGAGGAAGUGGACGCACAGGCGCUGGCCGAGCUGGCCAAGGCUUCGGAAGAAGUGAGCCAGCGGCAGACCUCUUACCAGCGCGGGCAAUGGAACGUCAAUUCAGUUUUGGUCCGUACCUGCUCAGUCUUCGUGUGUGUGUGUGUGUGUGUGUGUGUGUGUGUGUGUGUGUGUGUGUGUGUGUGUGUGUGUGUGUGUGUGUGUGUGUGUGUGUUUGCUUUUGCUUUUUGCCGUUGCUGCCAUGAAUGCAAUUGUUUGCUCCGCGAGUACAGUGACAACCGUCCAUCUGAACUUCUCUCGGCACGCUUGCAGUUGGUCGGCCUGGGUGGCGAGGCAGCAGAUGCAGCUGCCGCCAGUGUUUUGAAGGUGCAGGAUCCAGCUGCCACAGAGGAGGCCAUCGAAGCCGCCACACAUGCUGCUCAGACAGAGCGUGCAGAGGCUUACGCGCAGUUGACACAACGACUUGAGGACGUUUGGAAGUCACUUGAAUUAUCCAACAAGAAACAAAUUGCGUUGGCCAUCAAGUAUUCCACCGGCCAUUUCGAGCUCAACGCUAAGUCACGAGCUGUUACUUCUUCUAUCCUGGACAAUCUGACUGGGUUGCCGCUGUUGCUUCGCGUGGUUGAGCUGUGGGAGGCCGUAGCCAAGGCUAUUCUCAAGCGUGAGCUCCGAGGCAAGGAGCGCCUCAGCGAGGCGACGCAAAGGGCACGCUUGAUGCGGCAAUUGAACAAGGCGACGACGGCUGCGGAAGCACAAAUCCGCGCUGUGGAGCGGCAGCUGAAGGAACAAGUGUGUUUUCGAGACCGUGUGUAUCGUGACAAGAUGAAGAGCGAUGUACGCCAACUUUUACAUUCGAUUGAGCAAGGUGCACGAGCCGAGUCUGCCAGCAGCAAUGGGUUAGGGCUACAGGCCAUUUCACUGCAACCACAUUGA
Messenger RNA from Monosiga brevicollis MX1, 2778 nucleotides. RefSeq lists its product as uncharacterized. The record is from RefSeq and is a predicted model, not a curated record. Lineage: Eukaryota; Choanoflagellata; Craspedida; Salpingoecidae. The coding region runs from base 1 to 2778 and encodes 925 amino acids. The transcript has 14 exons.